Molecule: messenger RNA, 1104 nt
Organism: Cinclus cinclus
Lineage: Eukaryota; Metazoa; Chordata; Aves; Passeriformes; Cinclidae
Gene: FAS
Product: Fas cell surface death receptor
Exons: 9
Coding region: 4-1104 (366 amino acids)
Biological process (GO): extrinsic apoptotic signaling pathway in absence of ligand; immune response; negative regulation of apoptotic process
Cellular component (GO): external side of plasma membrane; CD95 death-inducing signaling complex; membrane raft
Molecular function (GO): tumor necrosis factor receptor activity; protein binding
Source: RefSeq, a predicted model, not a curated record
GGCAUGCGGAAGGUGCGGGACGGCGGCGGCGUGGCCCGGGCGCUCCUGCCCCUGCUCCUCGUGGCUGUCUCAAUUAUUGAAACACAAUGCAAAAAUUAUACUGAAGCUCUAGUAACAUACAAUAGGAGGAUCAUUUCCAGGAGGGAUGCUGUCUGCAGCAAGGAUGAAUACCAGUUAGAUACUCAGUGUUGCAAGAAAUGCAGAAGUGGUUUUGUUAAAAGUGUCACCUGCCCAACAGAUAUUAUCAGACAUUGUGUUCCAUGUGAGAAAGGAAAGGAAUUCAUAGAUCAUCCCAAUGAGCUGGACAAGUGUUGGAGAUGCAAAUUGUGUGACAGCACAUUUGGUUUGGAGGUUGUAAAGAACUGUACCCCAGAAGAGAACACAAAAUGUACCUGUGCAAAGAACUAUUAUUGCAGUUCUGUAAAAUGUGACAGUUGCAACCAGUGUACCACAUGUGAAAGUGGUGUGAUUGAAAAGCCGUGUUCUUUAUCUUCAGACACUGUAUGCGGAACAAAAGAUCUAGGAAAGCUGUGGUGGGUCGUUGCGAUAGCUCCGGUAGCACUACUAGCAAUAGCUGGAGUAAUAUGGUGGUGCAAGAGAAAAGGGAAAUGUCUUACAAUCAGUGGGCACCCAAGUAACAGAGGUUACAAUCCCGAGCCUUAUGAGAAUGUACUUCUCAUAGAUGCAGAUGCUGACCUGAGCAGCCACGUUCCUAGUAUUGUGGCAGAGAUGACACUCGCAGAAGUCAAGAGGUUUGUUCGUCACCACCGUGUAUCAGAACCUGCCAUAGACCAAAGCAUCCAGGAUUGUCCUGGUGAUACAUCUGAACAGAAGAUCAGGCUGUUCCGAGUCUGGUACCAGAGUCAUGGGAUGAAGGGAGCCUGUGGAACCCUAAUACGCAGCCUGAGAGAGUUAAAAAUGUGUGCUGUAGCUGAUAAAAUUGAGGAAGAACUGAAGGCAGCUCUUUCCAGCUCUCAGGAAUGGGGAAAGUCUUAUAAUCCUGCCACUGAGCAAAGCAAAAUUUGCACUCAAGAGGACAGAAACUCUUACAAUGAUAAUGCUGAUCUAAGUAAAGCCUAUACUGGUAGUUUGGAAGAGACCUAG